Morchella sextelata is the source of this 3831-nucleotide messenger RNA. RefSeq lists its product as uncharacterized. The transcript is spliced from 3 exons. The record is from RefSeq and is a predicted model, not a curated record. NCBI's taxonomy places the organism in Eukaryota, Fungi, Ascomycota, Pezizomycetes, Pezizales, Morchellaceae. Bases 1 to 3831 code for a protein of 1276 amino acids.
AUGGGCGCUGCUCAUGUCAUUAGACCCAAGACUCCUGGACCAAUGGAGCAGGGGAAGAGACUCGCAAAAAGUUCUAUCCAUAUACCGUCUAUGGAAUCUAUUCGCGAUUCGCCGGAUUUCCGUGUUUACAAGUAUUCUUGUCAUACCUGUAAUUUCCAUUUCCCAACAGAGAUACGCUUUGAAAAACACAUCCUUGAAAGCGAUGCUCAUAAGUCUUUCAAACUUACCUCUGAAACUGCCGAUGGCCUCGGUUAUCUUUCUAUCUCGGAUACCGAGAUUCGAUCGGAUAUUCACCAAAGAUAUUCUAGUCAUCAGCCCCGAGCCACCGAACUCUAUCAAUGUAUAAAGUCCGAUUGCACAUGCCCACAGUUCGAAUUUUUCAACCCAAUGCAAUGUCUACUCGCCUCUACUAUAGGUGAACUUUCUGAAUAUCUUCUUCUCGAUGGUUCUGCCGGCAGUUCGCUGAAGGCGGAAGCGACAGAAGACGGUCGAGAAGAAGAAAAUUUCAGAAUCGUGUUUCCCGCUGCAAAACGGCCCCGUCCUCCUAGUGAAGAAGACGAGGGGCCUUCCGGCCUUCCUUCCGACCCUGGUAACGAAGAGAGGGUAGCUGCAGACCGAGAGCGGAGAGAUGAGGCCGCUGCUACUGCUGAGGCUGAGAGACGCCUUAAAAUACAGGAUAAGAUCGAUCAAAAGAAACGUUUUAACAAAGGGAAGGCCCGCAAAACUAUUCGGAUCAUGAGGGAGGCGGCCAAUCGUGCGAAGUUCGAGGAGAUUUUGGCGAAAAAGGUCCCCGACCAAAUCAAAGAAGAAGAAGAAGUCAAAGAGGACAUCAAAGUAAAACCCACCAAACCAACUCCUUUAGAAAUAGCACAGGUUGCGAGUGAUUAUAAGGUUGAAGAGAAAAAGCGCUUGAACGAACUAGCUAAGCAAAUCCAUACCCUCAUCAAAAACAUCUUACUCGAGAUUGCCCUGCAGCAAAAAAAUGUACAGCGCGAAAAGGAAGACAUCCGGUAUAAGAAUGCUCUAUUUUUCGAGGAUGAAUACGAAAAUGUCGCCAUCGACCACGAGUUCAGUGUUGAGGACAGGGCCCUAGAGCACCUCCGGAGGAUCAGGGGGAAAGAGUCAGUAAGGUUCCGAAACAUCAAAAAAAUGGAUGAUAAAGUGGAUGAUCUGGCUUUGGACCAUGUUCAGGAGAUUGGAGAAAGGGGACAAGAAAGAUACCGGCAGACGGUAGGAAAGAGACAGACAAAGCUUUUGAAUUGUCUGAAGAUUGAUGACAUUGUCGAUGAUGUCGCUUUGGACCACAACCAAGAGAUCGGUGAAAGGAAAGAGGAGAACCAUAGGAGAGCCAUGGGAAGAUCUCAAAUGAAAAAAAUAGCUGAAUUUCACAUGGACGAUACAGUCGACAGCAUUGCACUGGAUCACGGCCAGGAACUGGGAGAAAGAGGAGAGGAACAGUAUCGGAAGACCAUUGGUAGAAUACAAACCAAGAAGAUCAAUGAUCUACAGAUGGAUGAUACAGUUGAUAAUCUGGCACUGGACCACGGCCAAGAACUGGGAGAAAGAGGAGAGGAACAGUAUCGAAGGAACACUGGUAGAAUGCAGAUUAAGAAAAUCAAUAACCUACGGAUGGAUGAUAUAGUUGAUAAUAUUGCACUGGAUCACGGCCAAGAACUGGGAGAAAGGGGAGAGGAGCAGUACCGAAGGACCACUGGUAGAACGCAGACUAAGAAAAUCAAUAAUCUACAGAUGGAUGAUACAGUUGAUAAUUUGGCAUUGGAUCACGGCCAGGAACUGGGGGAAAGAGGAGAAGAACAGUAUCGGAGGACCACUGGUAGAAUACAGACUAAGAAAAUCAAUGAUCUACAGAUGGAUGAUACGGUCGACAAUAUUGCACUGGAUCACGGCCAAGAACUGGGAGAAAGGGAAGGAGAACAGUAUCGGAGGACCACUGGUAGAAUACAGACUAAGAAAAUCAAUGAUCUACAGAUGGAUGAUACGGUCGACAAUAUUGCACUGGAUCACGGCCAAGAACUGGGAGAAAGGGAAGGAGAACAGUAUCGGAGGACCACUGGUAGAAUACAGACUAAGAAAAUCAAUGAUCUACAGAUGGAUGAUACGGUCGACAAUAUUGCACUGGAUCACGGCCAAGAACUGGGAGAAAGGGAAGGAGAACAGUAUCGGAGGACCACUGGUAGAAUACAGACUAAGAAAAUCAAUGAUCUACAGAUGGAUGAUACGGUCGACAAUAUUGCACUGGAUCACGGCCAAGAACUGGGAGAAAGGGAAGGAGAACAGUAUCGGAGGACCACUGGUAGAAUACAGACUAAGAAAAUCAAUGAUCUACAGAUGGAUGAUACAGUUGACAAUAUUGCACUGGAUCACGGCCAGGAAUUAGGAAAUAUGGUCGAGGAGCAACGUCGAAGGACCAUUGGUAAAGCCCAAACGAAAAAUCUCUCUGACCUUCCAGCUCGAAUAGACGACAUAGUUGACAGCAUGGCAAUGGACCAUGACCAGGAAUUAGGGGAAAGGGGAGAGGAGAUAUCUCGGAGAACCAUUGGCAAAACUCAAACCAGGAGAAUCAAUAAUCUCUGGGGGGAUGACAUGGUUGACGAAAUGGCACUCGAUCACAAUCAAGAAAUAGGAGAAAUGGUUGAGGAGCAAGGUCGAAGGGCUAUUGGCAAAGUCCAAACCAAAAAUCUGUCGGAUCUGCCUGCCCGAAUGAUUGAGAUUGUCGACAACCUGGCAAUGGACCAUGACCAAGAGCUGGAAGAAAGAGGGGAAGAGCGGCGUCGGAGGUCCGCUGGCAUGGCUCUAUUCAAGAAGAUGGCCGAUGUUGCGGCAGACGACAUGGUUGAUCAUAUGGUGAUAGAUCAUGACCAGGAGCUGGGAGAAAGGGUAGAAGAGCGGCGUCGGGUUCUCCAGGGCAGAGCUCAGAACAAGGAGAUGACUGACGUUCUAGUAAAUGAUACGGUUGACCAUAUGGCGAUAGAUCAUGACCAAGAGCUGGGGGAAAGGGUAGAAGAGAGACGUCGGAUUCUCAACGGCAGGGCUCAGAACAAGGAGCUGACUGAAGUUCUGGUAAAUGACACAGUCGAUCACAUCGUGCUUGAUCAUGACCAAGAGCUAGGAGAAAGGGGAGAAGAGCAGCGUCGAAAGGCCACGGGAAACGCUCAGAACAACAAAAUACAAGACUUGAAGAGAGACGAUGUCGUUGCUGAUGUUGCACUAACUCACGAUCAAGAAAUCGCCGAAACAUCUCAAGAGCACGGACGAAAAGCAGAUGGCCAAAGAAGCAACAAGAGGCUAAAGGGGAUGGAGGGGCAUGAGGAGAGCGCUAUAGUCGACAUCGCAAUGGACCACUUUCAAGAGGUCGGCGAGAAGACAACCCAGAACCAAAGGAAAACCCUCGGUAUGCAGCAAAGCACCCAACUCAGCGCCUCCCGAAACAACGAUGUGGUAGAAGACCUCGCCGUGGACUACAACCACGGUCUUGGCGAGAGGGACCAGCAGCACUUGAGAAAGGCCAUUGGCAGGCAGCAAACCAGAACAUUGGGGGCAGCGGGCUUCCUGGCGAAGUACACGUCUUUUAGCCAAAGCAUGGCCACCAACACCUCCCCUGCCGCCGAUAGGGCGGUAACUCCGUCUGGGAACGUUGGAGAAAACGGUAAUGGUGGUGUGAGGGGCCAGAGAGAGCCGGCUGACGGUCAUAGUGAUGGUGAGAGCACUGUUGUCGCCACUACUCGGUUGACGAUUCAGCAGAAGCGUGCGGCGGCGCAGGCAAGGUAUGAUGCAAUCGUGAACGAGAUGGUGGGGUCUCUGGCGCUGUGA